Molecule: messenger RNA, 1403 nt
Organism: Photinus pyralis (common eastern firefly)
Lineage: Eukaryota; Metazoa; Arthropoda; Insecta; Coleoptera; Lampyridae
Gene: Dop1R2
Product: dopamine receptor 2
Exons: 2
Coding region: 234-1403 (389 amino acids)
Biological process (GO): adenylate cyclase-activating adrenergic receptor signaling pathway
Cellular component (GO): membrane
Molecular function (GO): G protein-coupled receptor activity
Source: RefSeq, a predicted model, not a curated record
AAUGUUUAAGGGUUGGUACCCCUUACAUGGCUUAUCUUUCGAUAUGCAAAUCGCGGCAUAAAGUAGAGAUCGCGAAAUUCGCUUAGAAUUUUUCAAUCAAGUUUUCGAGUGUGUUGUUGGGUUCAAAAUCGCUCGAAUAUGUAAAUAAAAAUUGUGAACUUAAAACUUGUUAAAAGUGCUUUUUAUUUUGUGCAAUUAACGUGGUGCAUCCAUGUUAUGAGUCAAAAGAAGCGAUGAACGGCACAGAGCUGCUGUAUUCAGCAGCAACUGAUGACGACAACUUAAAUUUUACGGACGUAAACGGUACUCUCUGGACCAAUUCAACAGACUUAGAAAAGGAUGCAUGGGAGCACUGGAGUGCCUUGAUACAAGAUCGUGCGUUAAUCGUGUCUCUUUUACUAGUCUUUCCAAUUGCGACUGUUUUUGGAAACAUGUUAGUGAUACUAGCCGUAAUACGUGAGCGAUACCUACACACUGCGACUAAUUACUUCAUUACUUCGUUGGCGGUCGCUGACUGUUUAGUGGGGCUCGUAGUGAUGCCUUUUAGUGCCCUUUAUGAAGUACUGGAGCAUACGUGGUUUUUUGGUCCGGACUGGUGCGACGUUUGGAGAUCGCUCGACGUCCUGUUCAGUACGGCGUCGAUACUAAACUUAUGUGUUAUAUCAUUGGAUCGUUAUUGGGCAAUAACGGAUCCAAUAGCGUAUCCGAUGAGAAUGACUCGUAUCCGAUCCGCACUUUUAAUUGCUGCGGUAUGGAUAUGUUCAAGUGCAAUUUCGUUUCCGGCAAUCGCGUGGUGGCGCGCAGUGCGAACCGAACCGAUACCCGCUUAUAAGUGUCCCUUUACCGAACAUUUGGGUUAUUUAAUAUUUUCAUCGACAAUUUCAUUUUACCUACCCUUAUUCGUGAUGGUUUUUACCUAUUAUCGGAUUUACCGCGCCGCAGUGAUGCAGACGCGCUCGUUACGUUUAGGAACCAAACAGGUUCUACUAGGAUCAGGAGAACUCGAACUUACGUUAAGGAUACACAGAGGGGGCACGUGCAAAUUGCCCACUUCUGACCCUAGACACCUUUACAGUACUCCGGAGGAUGAGCCCUUGACGGCGUUGCAAAACAACGGCUUAUCUCGGAUCGCUUCCAAUAGAUACGGGAAAAACUUUUCGCUCAGUCGUAAGCUGGCAAAGUUCGCUAAAGAGAAGAAAGCCGCGAAAACUUUGGGGAUAGUGAUGGGGGUGUUUGUGGUGUGCUGGUUACCGUUUUUUGUGGUAAACUUACUUUCUGGAUUUUGUAUGGAGUGUAUAUGGCACGAGGAAAUUGUCUCGGCAGUGGUUACAUGGUUAGGGUGGAUAAACUCAUGUAUGAACCCCGUUAUCUACGCCUGUUGGAGCAGAGAUUUUAGAAGGUAA